This is a messenger RNA of Megalopta genalis, 3337 nucleotides long. It is a transcript of the gene Cul5, whose product is annotated as cullin 5. Gene Ontology annotation, molecular function: ubiquitin protein ligase binding. The record is from RefSeq and is a predicted model, not a curated record. NCBI's taxonomy places the organism in Eukaryota, Metazoa, Arthropoda, Insecta, Hymenoptera, Halictidae. Gene Ontology annotation, biological process: ubiquitin-dependent protein catabolic process. Gene Ontology annotation, cellular component: cullin-RING ubiquitin ligase complex.
CAAAAUUUGAGAUAUUACUGUAUGUACAAUAUACAUAUGUACUCUGGCGUAGUCGCAUUGUGGUAUAGGACAUGUCAAAAAUUUGUGAUGGCGACGAUGUUGAAGGACAAAAGUCGGCCCAUGUUUGAAGAUAAAUGGCCAUGUAUGCGUCCAAUUAUUUUGAAACUAUUGGUACAAGAACCCGUGACACAAGCAGAAUGGCAAGAUCUAUUUUACUCUGUUCAUUUGAUAUGUGUGUGGGAUGAAAAAGGUGCUCCAAAGCUAAGGGACGCGCUUAAAGAAGAUAUAAUGGAUUUUAUAAAACAAGCUCAACAGAGAGUUUUAGCACACCAAGAAGAACAAGCACUGUUAAAAGCAUAUAUAGUUGAAUGGAGGAAGUUUUUUAUUCAGUGUAUCUAUCUUCCAACACCUUUCAGGCAAUUAGAAACAAGUCUAGCUGGCAAAACAGGUUCCACCGUUCAGAAAAGAAAUCAACCAGAUGAUACUGUUAGAAAGUUAAUGUUGGAUAGUUGGAAUCAAAGUAUAUUUGGAGAAAUAAAACAUAAACUCCAGGAUUCUGCUAUGCGACUAAUAAGGGCUGAAAGAAACGGAGAAGCAUUUGAUUCACAACUUGUUAUUGGCGUUAGGGAAUCUUAUGUAAAUUUGUGCUCCAAUACAACGGAUCAACUUCAAAUAUAUAGGGAGAAUUUUGAAGCAGCAUAUAUAGAGGCAACGGAAGCAUUUUAUUGGGUUAAAGCACCAGAACAAUUAUCGUUACAUGGUGUAGAGAAUUACAUGCGUUACGCGGAGGCAAAGUUAAGGGAAGAAGAACUCAGAGCACAAAAGUAUUUAGAACCGAAUAGUGCGAGUGUACAACUUUUAACUGAGUGUUGUGUACGUAUAUUAGUAGCAACUUUUAAGCCGGCUAUAUUAGCGGAAUGUCCAAGAAUGAUUCAACAUCAUCAAACAGAUCAACUUAGAUUGAUGCUAAAGUUAAUGGAUAGAGUGCCUGAAGGUGUUGGGCCAAUGUUAAGAAAUUUAGAAGAACACAUUGCAAGUGCGGGUCUAGCCGAUAUGAUGGCAGCGGUAGACGUUAUUACUCACGAUUCUGAAAAAUAUGUUGAGAGACUAUUAGAUCUUUUCCGACGAUUUUCAACUCUCGUUAAAGAAGCGUUCGACGAUGAUCCCAGAUUCUUAACAGCGAGAGAUAAAGCUUACAAACUUGUCGUAAACGACGCAACAGUAUUCAAAUUAGAAUUACCGGCACGCCAAAGUUCUGGCAUCGGUACAACAAUUUUAAAUAAUAAACCCAACAACAACAACAACAAACAACCGGAAUCGAAGUGUCCAGAGCUUCUUGCUAAUUACUGUGAUAUGCUACUUAGAAAGACACCUCUCAGUAAAAAACUGACUUCUGACGAAAUCGAAAGUAAGCUAAGAGACGUAUUGUUAGUGUUAAAGUAUGUUCAAAAUAAGGAUGUAUUUAUGCGCUAUCAUAAGGCUCAUUUAACACGCCGCUUAAUACUAGACACAUCUGCGGAUUCUGAAAAAGAAGAAAAUAUGGUAGAAUGGCUUCGCGAAGUCGGAAUGCCUGCUGAUUAUGUUAAUAAAUUAGCUCGAAUGUUCCAAGACAUUAAAGUGUCGCAGGACCUCAAUCAACAGUUUAAAGAACAGUGUAGAGCUGCUAUUGCAGAUAGUAUAAACAUUAAGAUUUUAAAUGCAGGUGCAUGGGCUAGAGGCAGUGAACGCGUCACUGUAAGUUUACCAUUACAAUUAGAAGAUUAUAUUCCUGAGGUAGAGGAAUUUUAUAAGAAAAAGCAUAGUGGAAGAAAAUUACAAUGGUAUCAUCAUAUGUCAAAUGGCACGAUAACGUUUUCCAACCAAGUGGGACGCUUCGACGUGGAUGUAACAACUUUUCAAAUGGCAGUUCUGUUCGCUUGGAAUCAGCGACCGUUUGAAAAAAUCACUUAUGAAAAUUUACGAUUGGCUACGGAACUUCCUGACCCCGAGCUUAGGCGAACGUUAUGGUCUCUGUGUGUUUUUCCGAAACUCAAACGUCAGCUCCUGUUGGUGGAGCCGCACGCACAUAGUCCUAAAGAUUUCGCAAACGACACAAGGUUUUGGGUGAACCAGGAAUUUGCUAUUGUCAAAAACGGAAAAUUACAAAAGCGGGGGAAAAUUAAUUUAAUAGGGAGGCUUCAAUUAUCAACUGAACGAAGUAAAGAGGAGGACAACCAAUCUAUUGUACAACUUAGAAUAUUAAGGGUUCAGGAGGCAAUUAUCAAGAUUUUAAAAAUGCGGAAAAAAAUUAGUAAUGCUCAGUUACAAACCGAAUUAGUUGAUAUACUGAAGAACAUGUUUUUGCCAAGUAAAAAGAUGAUAAAAGAACAAAUCGAAUGGCUCAUUGAACAUAAAUAUAUUCGCAGACACGAUGAUGAUAUUAAUACUUUUGUGUAUGUGGCAUAAACUGGGAUUAUACAUGCAUACAUAUAAGAGUGUACAAACUCUUAUGAUUAAUAUUAUAUUUUUAUAAGAAUUCAGUUUUUGUGUAUGAAAGCGUAUGCUCAAAGAAUCAUAAUGUAAUUGAGAGAUAUUUAAUGUUUUUGUAACACAUUCACAAAGAAGAAAGACACAUCUCCUUAACAUGAAUAAUUAGUGUUUGGGCACAAAAUCAUAUCGUUCCAAGAAUCAUGAUUAAGUAAGAUACUGCCGUUAAUAACAAUUGUAUGCACAGUUAACAAUGAAAUUAUUAUAAUGUUUCAAAAUUCUAAUCUCCGAGAUAAAAUAUAAAUUUUAUCAAUCGUUUUAUUAACUUCGAAAACAGUCGCAAACACUUUUUAUUUGUUGUGUUUAAUGUCACACAGGAAGAUCGAACCACGAAUGGUGUAGACGCGUGAAUAUGUUUAUUUACUAUAUGUGUACAUAUUUUCAAGAGCAAUUGAUUUCUGUGAAUUAAUCUCAAUUGUAAAAAGUACACUAAUUACGAAACUUUCUUUAUAUGACACUUUUCAGGCUGUUUUGUAUUAAUUGUGUCGUAAAUUGUGAACGAAUAAAUGUGCAUUUUCGACUGGAAAAAUUUGAUUGAACUAAAAUUCAUGCGAAGCAAAAAUACAAUAAAUGGCCUAUACCAAUACGUGUAAAUGUCAUAUUAAAAGAAUUUAAAUUCAUUUUAGUAGACUAGUAAUGCAAUGUAUAAUCCUUAUGCUAAAUUUUGCACAAUCGCAUCAUGAAUCAUUACAUGUUGACUUACCACUACUAAUAACAUCUAUGUGUAUAAAGCUUUUAUAUUAUUAAAUAAGCUAAUGACAAUGUAACAGUGAACAAUUUCUGAAUUAAAGAAACAGAAUUUUUUAUACUU